This is a messenger RNA of Populus nigra (black poplar), 996 nucleotides long. RefSeq lists its product as uncharacterized. NCBI's taxonomy places the organism in Eukaryota, Viridiplantae, Streptophyta, Magnoliopsida, Malpighiales, Salicaceae. The transcript is spliced from 3 exons. Bases 278 to 799 code for a protein of 173 amino acids. The record is from RefSeq and is a predicted model, not a curated record.
CAGUCUAGAUUGUCAACUGACACACGCCCUAGAUCCAGCAGGGUCAACGGUUCUGUUUUUCUUUCAUUUUUACUACAUCACCAAAAAGUCAAACAAUCCUUAUCCAACACACUCCAGAAAAUCUCCACGGCUGUAGUAAAUCCAUCCUUCAAAACCCUGACUUAAACCCCAUUUCAAAACCCUAAUUCUCUCUCCUUUUUUUUAAUCUCUCAAAAAAACACAAAUUCUCUCAAUUGGGUUUCUUUUACUCUAUAUUUUUGUGUUUUUUUUGCAGAAAAUGGAGGGUCUUGUUUGCUCAAACGCUGUCGUUUUGGAGGGCUUCCUCUCUUCUCUCAUUGAAGCCGUGGUACUUGAAACAGCCAUUGCUGCUUGGAAGGCACUUGCUUUGUCACUUUUCAUGAUAGGUUCUUUGCCUAACAGAUCCAGUGACAUCCCAGAAGAGUCGGGCACAAGUCAAGGGUUUCCAUUUACUGGGCUUCACGUAAGGAAGAAACCUGAUCCUGAUAAUCAAGAUGCCAGUGAUACUGAGGAUGAUGAAGACGAUGAGGAUGGCCAAGAUGAUCAGGACGAUGAUGAUGAAGGCGAUGAUGAGGAUGUGCCUGACAAAGGAGAGGAUGGUGAGGAUCCGGAGGAUCCGGAGGAUGAGCCUGAAGCCAAUGGUGAUGGUGGUAGUGAUGAUGAUGAUGAGGACGACGAUGAUGACGAGGAAGAUGACGAUGAUGACGAGGAGGAUGAAGACGAGGAUGAAGAGGAGGAUGAGGAAGACAUUCCCCAGCCACCAUCUAAGAAGAGGAAAUGAGGCCAAAAUCAUUUUCCUCUUGUUUUUCUUAUUUUGUUUUAUUUUCUCUUGUUAGAUUAGGAGUUUGGGUUAACAGGGAGCGUAAGCUGGGAGGAUUGAGUGUCUUAUCUGCAUCCUGGUCGAAAAGAUUGUGGCAAGUGUGCGGGCACAUAUUGGUAUUUCUAAUGUUUAAGAAUUCUGUUGUUUUUACUGUUGCA